GACAAUAAAAUGGAAAACUUGGGCUGAAAAGUUGUUUUCAACCCAAUUGAAAACAUUUUCCCUAAAAUCUGAAAGGAAACCACGUUUUCCUUUCUCUCUCUCAAACCUAUGUUUCACGCUAUAACUCAACUCAUCUUCACUCUAGUCAAUCUUCUCUCAACUCAUCUUCUCAAUCUCACGGAAAUCCGUGUUUAAUUCAUCAGGUUGUUGGCAUUUUUUUGAGCUACUAUGGAGUCGAAUGAUGUUCAAAAGUCUCAGGUGGUGAAAGAAGAGAAGAAAACUAAUUUCCGUUGGUCGAAGCAAAUGUCCAAGGAAUUAUUGGGAUUUCUUGCAGAAGAAGUGAAAAGAGGAAACUGACCAAAUAACAUUUUCAGAACUAGUUCUUUUGUAGUUGUUGCGAAGUUAAUUUCAGAAAAAAAUUCAGACUACUUGCAAUGUUGACCACAUUGAGAAUCACAUGACGACAUUGAGAACUGCUUGGGGAAUUAUAUCACAAGUUUGGGGAAAGUCCGGGUUUGGUUGGGAUGAUAAUAUAAAGAUGGUAACUACGUCUCCUAAAACAUAUCUUGCUUAUGUUCAGCAAUAUCCAUCUCAUGACAAAUAUUUGAAAAAGAAAAUUGAUAUGUAUGAGGAGAUAGCGAUAGUGGCGGGUAAAGAAAUGGCACGAGUUAAUUACUCCAAGACAUUCGGCGACAUUCAAAAUACUUCAAGUGGGCAGCCUAAUACUACUGAAAUUGAGUCUACUAAGUUAGACAGUGGAACUUCUUCUGAGCUCAGAUCUCAUAGGAAGAGGCCUCGAGUUGAAGAUGAAGGGGAUGAUUUGCAACAUAUCUCUACUCAACUAGGUGAAGUUGUUAGUGCUCUGAAAAAAAAUUCGAACAACCAACUUGGUGUGGGGAAACUUUACUAGGAAAUCAUGAAGAUGGAUGACUUUGAAGAAGCUAUCCGCGUUGUUGCUUUUGACCACUUGGUUGAGCAUUAGAUGCUUGCUAAAGCUUUCUUGACCAAAAGUGAAUCUCUUCGCAAGCUUUGGCUCCAAAAAUAUGUCAAGACUCUACUACUAAUAGUCUCAAUAGUAUUGUGCUAUGACAUGUUAGAAACUUUGGGAGUGUUAUAAGAAUGAAUUUUUUUCAAGCAACAAUGUUAAAUUAGUUUGGUCAAAAUUUUUAAGGAAGCCAAUAAUAAUUUUUCUAGCAAAAAUGUUAUAAGAAUGACUUUGUUUUCUAGCAAAAA
This is a messenger RNA of Beta vulgaris subsp. vulgaris (sugar beet), 1233 nucleotides long. RefSeq lists its product as uncharacterized. The coding region runs from base 458 to 910 and encodes 150 amino acids. NCBI's taxonomy places the organism in Eukaryota, Viridiplantae, Streptophyta, Magnoliopsida, Caryophyllales, Amaranthaceae. The record is from RefSeq and is a predicted model, not a curated record. The transcript has 4 exons.